Xiphophorus maculatus (southern platyfish) is the source of this 2021-nucleotide messenger RNA. It is a transcript of the gene tmem175, whose product is annotated as transmembrane protein 175. NCBI's taxonomy places the organism in Eukaryota, Metazoa, Chordata, Actinopteri, Cyprinodontiformes, Poeciliidae. Gene Ontology annotation, molecular function: proton channel activity; potassium ion leak channel activity. The record is from RefSeq and is a predicted model, not a curated record. Gene Ontology annotation, cellular component: lysosome; endosome. The transcript has 10 exons. Bases 87 to 1649 code for a protein of 520 amino acids.
GCUUCCCCGGUCCGCCCACAGUCAGCUGUUCUUCGGGUGUUUGCAAACAUCUGCCCGUCCUCCGUGGUCCCGCAGCUCCGUCCAGGAUGGGGGAGAACGACGACAGCGACAUUAUCGAGCACCACGUCGAGGAGGAGAUGGAGAAGAAAGCCGGGGUCCGCGGCCUGUCCUCCCCGCGGCUGGACAGCCUCAGUCCGUCCGAGAGAGAGGGCCACAGCAGCACCCAGUCCUCCCACAGACUGCUGGCCUACAGCGAUGCCCUCAUCUCCAUCAUUGCCACAGUCAUGAUAUUGCCGGUUGCCCACACCAAAGUGGAAGAUAACGAGGAGUUGAGGGAGAGCGUUCAGCUGCUGCUAACGACGAAGAUCGCCGUUUACCUGAUGACCUUCUUGAUCGUGACGGUUGCCUGGGCCGCUCAUAUCAGGUUAUUCCAGGUCAUUGCUCACAUUGACGAUUGUCUCGCUCUGCUUAACCUUGCCUGCAUGAUGCUGAUAACCUUCCUGCCGUACACUUUUUCCUUAAUGGCGACCUUCCCUGAGAACGUCCUCGGGAUUUUACUCUUCUGUGGUUGUGUGAUGGUGAUCGGGGUGAUUCAGUCGGUGAUUGUGCUGUACGCCUUCAGUCGGCCCUUCCUGCUGAACGAACAGAUCCAGAUCUCAGAGAACCUGACCUACUAUAAACAUCACAUCCUCCAGGUCAUCAUGAGGGUUCCCAUCAUGUGCUUCUUCGCCAGCAUCUUCUCCUUCAUCUUCUUCCAGCUGUCUUACGUUCUCCUAGCCAUCAUCAUCUUCCUGCCUUACAUCUCCCAGAGCCUGAAGUGGUGCCGCAGCAAAGCAAUCGGUCAGGUGGAGGAAACGCCGGACUCCAUGUUGUUUUACACAUACCUUCCCAACGAGCCGCUCAGCAAGGAGCGAGUCGAGGCUUUCAGCGACGGCGUUUACGCCAUCGUAGCAACGCUUCUCAUCCUAGACAUAUGUGAGGACAACGUUCCGGACCCGGCGGUGGUUCAGAAGCAGUUUGGCGGCAGCCUGGUUGCCGCCCUGCAGGCCUACGGCCCGGAGUACCUCGCCUACUUCGGCUCCUUCGCCACCGUCGGCCUCCUCUGGUUCGUCCACCAUUCCCUCUUCCUCCACGUCACCAAGACGACGCGCUUCAUGGGCCUGCUGAACACCUUCUCUCUGGCGUUUGUCGGCGGUUUGCCGUUAGCCUACCAGCUAACGCACGAGUUCCCGCGCAACUCCCAGAACGAGCUCGAAGCCAUUCAGAUCAGCUGUGUGAUCGUUUUCUUCGCCGGGAUAUUCCAGCUCUCCAUCUGGGUGGUGGCGCUCUACAACGAACAGGAAACCUUGCACCCUUACGUCUGGUACGGCGGACGGGAGCACGUGUUCAUGCUAGCUAAGCUAGCUCUGUAUCCCUGUGUCGCUUUGGGGACGUUUUUCCUGUCCUGCAUCUUGAGUAAAUUCAGCACCUCCAUCUUCCACCUGAUGGAGAUCACGGUGCCUUUCGCCUUUCUUGUGCUGAGGCUCUUGGUGCGCAUCGGGUUGGCGCUGCUUCGCUUCAUUUUCUGUCCCAACCGGUCUGAUCUGACCACCGUUGUGGACGACGAAGCGGACGAAACGCGAGUGCCGUUUAAUGCUGUAGUUACCUAGAAGUUUCCCGAUUGGGUCUGUGGAGUAUUGCUGCUAAAAGGUUUGGCCACUGAAAGAAACCCCUGGCGGGUUUAUAUCCAGAACAAAGUGGACAGAACCGUCCUCCUUUUCUAUUAGUUGUUUGUUCAUAUCUGGAGCACAGAUGGGAUUAAACGCUGAAGGCGAAAUCUGGAUCCUAGAGAAACUGAUAGAAACGGCACUAUAGCAGUUAGCCAAGGGUCAUUCAAUUAUACAUUUUUCUUUUCAGUUUCCACCUGUGUGAUUAGCGGCCGUUUUAACCAGAGGUAGGAAGUGUACCCAAAAAUUGUACUCAACUAAGAGUAGCACUACUGUAACAUAUUUUUACUGAAAUAAAAGUAAAAAAAUAGCCGU